Messenger RNA from Coregonus sp. 'balchen', 617 nucleotides. NCBI's taxonomy places the organism in Eukaryota, Metazoa, Chordata, Actinopteri, Salmoniformes, Salmonidae. The record is from the annotation of a GenBank genome assembly.
AUGCAGACAGAGAGGAAAUGGUACAUACUGUCGAGUUUAUUCCUUCUGCUGAUCACCUCGGGCCAGUGCAUGGACAGCAAGGAGGUGAUGCACAAAGAGAGAAGGACCCUGCUGGACCAUAUCUUUCAGGUUAUCGGAGACAGCCAACGGGGGGACAAGCCUUCAGUCUCCAGUCGCUAUAACAGUGACCUCUUCCCCGCAGCACAAGACAUUAAGUUCUCUGGAGAAAAGCCUUUAUAUGUUCCUAGGCUGGAUAACAGCAGACCCAUAGGUAAGCUGAUAAGAUUUAAGUUCAGGCCAUGAUGAAACUGUAAUCCCUAUUUUACUAGGGCUUGACUAGGGCUUGACUAGGGCUUGACUAGGGCUUGACAGCUGCCGUUGGUCUGUGUCAAUAUCUUUGCUACUAUAGCCUUUUGUGCAUGCUUACUUGUCCAUUUCCAUGUAAGAAAUGUCACACUUUGUGAUUUGAGGAGGUGAGAGCUUAGCAUACUAAACUUGUGAAUGUUCCAUUCAGUUCAGGAUACAUUGCUGAAUCUUCAAACAUGAAUGAUCUGCCUCCUCUAGCUCAUUGGCCAGCCAAUGGCGAGCGUCACAGGAACGCAUCACAGGUGACGUGA